This is a messenger RNA of Meleagris gallopavo (turkey), 1632 nucleotides long. It is a transcript of the gene SAXO1, whose product is annotated as stabilizer of axonemal microtubules 1. Gene Ontology annotation, molecular function: microtubule binding. NCBI's taxonomy places the organism in Eukaryota, Metazoa, Chordata, Aves, Galliformes, Phasianidae. The record is from RefSeq and is a predicted model, not a curated record. Gene Ontology annotation, cellular component: axonemal microtubule; cytoskeleton; centriole.
CUUUUCCUUACCAAAUAUGCGUCCAGUGUCGCCUGUGCCUUUGCAAUCAGUGCCAUCCUUGAAGACGUGCGUUUGUCAGCUGUGCUCCUGUGGAUGUCACCGUUGUCCACAUCUGCUCACCAAGCCCUUUGACAAGAGUGAGAAGGCAUGCGCACUGUCAGAGUACAUGGAGAAAUACCCACUUUAUCCCAGCACUCUUCCCAGAGACUCUUUCAAGCCAAAAGCAGAAUAUGAGACGGCAAAGACAUCCAUGGAAGGCACUUCAGUGACAAAGAGAGAUUAUGUAGCUCAUGAAGUGUUGCCACAGAAACUUAAAGAACCUGAAAAGCAUGUCAAGAGUGAUGAGAGAAUGGAUUUGACCACUGUUUAUAAACAAGACUAUAACUUCUACCCUAUCUGUCAAGUACCUCCUUGCCUCCCCUGUGAGACAAGAGAAAUUUCCAGUGCCAAGAUGAACACAAAAUCCACUUAUAAGGAUGACUAUAUGCUGUGGGAUGAACCAAAGACAGAGCUGAUCAGACCAGAUCAUGGGUAUCACCCAUCAGAAGCAAAAUUUGACCACAGAACUGUUGUUCAAGAUGAGUAUUUCUUCAGGGGACCUGUUGCAACUCAAAGCUUCAAACCUCUGAAUUUGAUUCAGAAGAGCAAGGCUCCCUUUGAGAAUAUGACAGAUUAUAGAGUGAAUUACGUGCUACGUCCUCUGGAGAAACGUUACGUCCAUCAAUAUGAGAAAUACAAGCCCAGUGAGGUCCCAUUUAGUGGCCUCACUACUAACAAAAUUUCUUACAAGGGGCUGGCUGGUACACCAGCCAAAUUGGCAAAACCAUUCCAGCCAAAGUUAUUCCAUGAUCCAUUUUUCUCUUCAACUGAGUUUCAGGAAAAAUACAAACCCUGGCCACAGCCUCCUAUAUUUACCAAAGAACCUGUUGAAUAUGUUCCUCCUGUGGAGAAAAUGGACCUUCAUACCACUACUCAGUUACACUACAAGCAUCUAAAUGGCAAGCCAGCCAAGGUGUGUCUACCAUUGGCCCAGCAUAAUAUAAGUACAGAACCAUUUAACAGCUCUUCGACAAUGAAAGAAGACUAUAAACCCUGGAUGUGCAAGAGAGUAAAGCCUAUCACUCAUGCUCCUGAGCUGACUUUCCCAGCCAAACCAAUGGACUGCUUGACUACCUUUCGGACCCAUUAUCUGCCUCAACCGCUCAUGCUUACAAAAAGCUAUAAACCUCCCUGGCCAGGCCCUAGGCCUCACAUUCCACUAGAUGCAAAAACCAUCUAUGCUACCAGCUACACACCAAAGGGUGUUGUUAAAUGUUUAGCCUCUUACAAAAAUCCACCUGGAUAUAUCUUUGAGGGAACCAAUGCUGAUGGUCACAAAUUUUAUGUCCCUGUUUCUGAAGAAGAAUGUCUACAAGGUUGCCACUGAAAGAGAGAGUGGAAAAAGUUUACUGGGGAAUGGAUUCAAAGAGCAGGGUUUCUCUGAAGCAGCUACAAACAACAUCUUGAUUUUUUCGCAACCUUCUUUAAAACCAGUAAAUGAUUUUGUAUUUGGAAAGAUUUAAAAAUAAACUAAUAUGCACACACUGGCUUUUUCUGAAUCAGUUGUAUAAAUAAAAGUUUAAAAGCCAAGGA